AUGGAUGUUGAAAAUCCUCCUCCUCCCCCUCCUCUUCCUCCUCCUCAUCCUCAUCCUCAUCCUUCCAACCCUCUCGUUCUCGUCCUUCCUCCUCCUUCUCCUUCUCACAACCCAGGCCCUCUUCUUCCACAUUCUCGUUCUCAUCAGUUAUAUCGUAAUUUACUUAAUCAUGAACUUCAACUUCGAAAAGAAAAAUGCAAAGCUCUGUAUCAUGCUGCCAUAAAUGGGGACUGGAAAACUGCAGAAGGUAUUCUACUUGACAGACCAAAUUACGCUCGUGAUAGCAUUACAACAAGAAAGGACACGGUUCUUCACGUUGCAGCCUUGGGAGGAAACACAUUAUUUGUGAGGAAGCUAGUGGAGAUGCUAAUGUCAAGUGAAGAUUUGGAAGUACAAAAUGACUAUGGAUGUACUCCAUUCUAUAACGCGGUUGUAUCGGGAGUAGUGGAAAACGCUAAGUGUAUGAUAGAAAAGAAUGAUAGUCUACCACGUAUCCGGUCGUACGGUGAGAUCACCCCUAUCCAUCAGGCGGCUUUGCAACGACAUAAGGAUAUGGUUUCUUACCUCCACACUGUCACACCUUUGGAGUACUUGGAGCGCCAUGAACGCAUUGAGCUUCUCAAAAUUACUAUUUAUAACCACAUGCAUGUGCACAAUGGAAUUGAAGAAGAAUGUUUAGCAAAUACACAAGCGGGAGAGUUACUUGACAUUAUUUGGGAAGAGCAUCAUAAGCUACCUGAUUAUGAGUUUAGAGAAGUAAUUACGCGUGAAUAUGAGAUACUUCACUACGCUGCAAAAGAGGGGAAUGUUGAGUUUCUAGACAUGAUUCUUGAGAGUAAGCCUGAUCUGUUUUGUGAGCGCAAUAAAAGCGGGCAGACUAUCCUCCAUGUUGCUGUGUUAUACCGACAACAGAAUGUUGUGAGUUAUAUAUGCAAUAAACAAGGCUAUAAAGAUAUCAUGACUCUCCUCCUUGACGAUAACGGGAACAACGUUUUGCAUUUAGCCGCAAAGGCUGGAAACACAUUAUUGUCUCAGGAUGCAGCUGAUGACCACCUAUUGAUUGAUGAGGAAAUGGAGGCAUUCGCAGUGCCAGAAAACAAGAAACAUAAGGAGGAGAAGAUUAUGCCAGAAUCAGCUCUUCGGUUAUCCACAGCAGCCCUUCAAUAUGAAAGAGAGAUUUCAUGGUUUAUGGGUGUGGAGAAGAUUGUGCCGUCAUCAUAUCACUACAUGAGAAAUAUGGAGGGCAAAACCCCAAAGCAAUUGUUUUUGAAAGAGCACAUGGAAUUAAAGAUAAACGCAGAAAAAUCCAUUAGAGGCACAGCAGAUUCAUGCAUGAUUGUGGCAACCUUAAUCGCCACCGUGGCGUUUUCUGCGGCCUUCACUGCACCAGGUGGUAAUGAUGACAAGACAGGCAUACCCAAAUUUAUAAAACGGACAAGUUUUACAGUUUUCACAAUAUCGGAUGCUGUGGCAAUGAUCUUCUCGAUGUUGUCAAUUCUCACAUUCUUAUCCAUCCUCAUUUGGCGCAACAGGGACGAUAAUUUUCAUGUGGCAUUGCAAAGAUUGUUCCUAGGAUUCGCAGCAAUGGGUGUGUCCAUAUGCGGGAUGCUCUUUGCUUUUACCUCUGCCUUCUUUCUGGUGUAUGACUGGGCAUGGCAGCCAAUUCUCAUUGCCUCAUUUGCGGCUGUGCCAAUUGCUUCCUUCUUGUUCCUAAAUACUAGGCUGUGGAUUGAUGCUAUUGGGUCAAUGUUGCUUAAGUUGCUUCGCUUCUCGAAGCAGCAAAUUAAAAAACCUUAA
Molecule: messenger RNA, 1797 nt
Organism: Ipomoea triloba (trilobed morning glory)
Lineage: Eukaryota; Viridiplantae; Streptophyta; Magnoliopsida; Solanales; Convolvulaceae
Product: ankyrin repeat-containing protein ITN1-like
Exons: 5
Coding region: 1-1797 (598 amino acids)
Molecular function (GO): protein binding
Source: RefSeq, a predicted model, not a curated record